UAAAGCAAAAACCAAAAAUUAAAAUAACUGAAUCCCACACACAAUAAUCAACCGCUUUAGCUAUUCAAUUCCAUCACGCAUUCAAUCAUUUCGCCAGAAUUUUAAACAAAAAUAAUCGUAUUUUUUUCCUUAAAAAUUGUCUCCUGUUGAAUUGAUUUUCAAUGAGCAAUUUACGAGCAAUAUGUAGGCCGCACAGUGUGUUCUCCUCGAUGACAUGUUGUUACAGAUCGAUUAUUAGGGUUUCUUCUACUGUAAACGCUAUUACCAAUCUCGGAUCUCGAUCAUCAUCAAGGCCUUUAGUGUUUGCUGUUUGGAUUGAUAGAUUUGGAGCACAGAAGAAGAAUGAAGCGCGAGUGAGAUUGAAUCAGCAGAGAAGGAUGGUGGCCACUUGGGCUUCUAGUUGGACCGAUCAGAAAUCUCCCUAUGAAACCCUUGAACUAGAACGCGAUGCAGAUGAAGAGGAAAUAAAGGUUGCCUAUCGACGCUUGGCAAAGUUUUAUCAUCCUGAUGUUUAUGAUGGCAGAGGGACCUUAGAUGAAGGAGAAACAGCUGAAGCUCGAUUUAUAAAGAUUCAGGCUGCUUAUGAGCUCCUUAUAGAUGUAGAGAAACGGAAGAAAUAUGAUAGUGACAAUCGAGUGAAUCCAAUGAAGGCAUCGGAAGCAUGGAUGGAGUGGAUUAUAAAAAAGCGAAAAGCAUUUGACCAAAGAGGUGACAUGGCAAUUGCAGCUUGGGCUGAACAGCAGCAGCGUGAAUUGAAUCUUCGUGCACGUCGUCUUGCUCGUUCUAAGAUUGACCCUGAAGAGGAAAGGAAAAUUUUGGCAAAAGAAAAGAAGGCAUCCGUGGAGAAUUUCAACAGUACCUUAAGGCGACAUACACUGGUGUUGAAGAAAAGGGAUUUAAUGCGAAGAAAAGCAGAAGAAGAGAAGAAAAAGGUAAUUAGCCGGCUUCUGGCUGCGGAGGGUCUUGAACUGGAAAAGGAUGAUAAUGAAGAACUAUAGAAUGUAGAUUCAAAUGUGUGGUGUUUGCUCUCUGAUACCUGAUAAAAAUUAUAUUUGCAAUCUCUCUUGGUUGUAUAAGAUUUACUUUGAUUUUACAAAACGAUAAAAAGAAUGUAUAUAUGCUCUCCCUAGUGAUACUAAAGAGUUUCAUCUUAAAA
Olea europaea var. sylvestris is the source of this 1156-nucleotide messenger RNA. Its product is annotated as pre-mRNA-splicing factor cwf23. The coding region runs from base 162 to 998 and encodes 278 amino acids. The record is from RefSeq and is a predicted model, not a curated record. The transcript has 5 exons. NCBI's taxonomy places the organism in Eukaryota, Viridiplantae, Streptophyta, Magnoliopsida, Lamiales, Oleaceae.